Molecule: messenger RNA, 4031 nt
Organism: Patella vulgata (common limpet)
Lineage: Eukaryota; Metazoa; Mollusca; Gastropoda; Patellidae
Product: E3 ubiquitin-protein ligase rnf146
Exons: 2
Coding region: 90-1205 (371 amino acids)
Biological process (GO): ubiquitin-dependent protein catabolic process; Wnt signaling pathway
Cellular component (GO): cytoplasm; nucleus
Molecular function (GO): poly-ADP-D-ribose binding; zinc ion binding; ubiquitin protein ligase activity
Source: RefSeq, a predicted model, not a curated record
AGAAAAUGGACGGGUGAAAAAUACUUUGGUUUUUUUUUUGUGAAGAUACAAUAAUAAUUUAAAGUUUGGCUUUCGGCAGAAUUAUAGAAAUGGAGCCGAGGGGUACCAGCAGUGAAACAAAGUCCGUAGAUUCCAAAUCACCAUCAGAAACCGUUCCAUUGCCCACGAAAGCUACAAAUGGUGCCGCAUUUGAUAGUGACGACGAAGACAGCGAGGAGAGCGAGGAAACAGAUAAACAACAAAAAGAAAAAGAUGGAGCUUCCAAUAACCCUGAUUGUCCAGUCUGUUUACAGCCUUGUAUCCAUCCAGUCCAGUUACCAUGUCGUCACAUCUUUUGUUUUCUUUGUGUAAAGGGGGUUGCUAAUCGAAGCAGAAAAUGUGCCCUUUGUCGACAAGUUAUUCCGCCUGACUUUUUCCUGCAUCCCACUUUGGUUCGUAAAGAAGAUUUGGAACACACAGUAACAUUUGAUGAUGCUUACCAGUGGUUUUACGAAGGUGCCAAUGGCUGGUGGCAGUAUGAUGAUAGAACUAGUGUAGAGAUUGAAAAUCACUUCAAAAAACAAGAUAAAGGAUUUGAGCUAUUAAUCGCUGGUUACAUGUACAUUAUUGAUUUUGAAAAUAUGGUACAGUGUCGUCGAAAUGAUCGUACCAAAAAACGCAGGAUAAAACGUGAUCUAGUCAAUAUGCCCAACAAAAAAGGUAUUGCUGGUUUAAAAAUCGGAAAUACAAGCAGUGAUCAGGAAUCUGAUAGGCCUGGUGGAGAUGGCAAUGAAGCACCUGUGCUGUCAUUACCUGGAGGACAACAAGUCCCCAUUCCUAUUGUACGCAUUGAUAGAACAGGUGGGGGAUAUGACACUUCCCUUUCUCCUCCCACUCCUUCAAAUACCCCACAAACACCACAAACCCCAUCAGAAAGUCCCCCUACCAGUUCUUCAUCAGAGAGAGAUUUAUCAGUACAUUUAGAAAGACUUCAUCUUGGAGAUGGAUCUCGAGUGUCUAGUAGUCCACCGCGACUUCCGUUAGCUGAAGAAUAUCAACGUAUCAGCGGAAGAGAUACAACAAGGCUAAACGCUGUACAUUCAAGACUACAAGAAUUAGAGAGCGAUAUUUAUAAUCAAGUGGAAGAUGAUGCAUCAACGCCAACUGAGGAAACAUUGGACAAUUAUUAUGUUGACUGUGAUACAGAUCCUGAUAAAACUGAUUGAAAUGGUCGAUGUUAUUGUGAUAUACAUAAACUUACAUUUAUUAUUAUAGCUCAUAUAUUGUACAUACAUGAUCUUAUAUUUGCUAGGAAUAGCAUCACUCAGAAGCUUUGAUAGGCUUAUAUGUAAAUUUAUUGAUGUAUUGUGAUGAAAAAUUAGAACAUUUUAAGAGUGCAUUUAUACACAGAACACCAGGGCUGGCCACGAAUAAAUUGAUGGCGAGCAGAUGACUGCUCACGCAAAUUUAGGUUUGGGCGAGCAAGGCGAGCAAUAAAAAUUGCUCACGCGAAAUGUUGUUUGCGUGAGCACACGUUUUGUAACAUUGUUUCAAUUUAAAAUCAUAAGAAAAUUGCUAUUCCUGGCACAAAGUUUGUAGUAAACAUGUGUGACCAUUGAUGGCGAGCAGAUGACUGCUCACGCAAAUUUAGGUUUGGGCGAGCAAGGCGAGCAAUAAAAAUUGCUCACGCAAAAUGUUGUUUGCGUGAGCACACGUUUUGUAACAUUGUUUCAAUUUAAAAUCAUAAGAAAAUUGCUAUUCCUGGCACAAAGUUUGUAGUAAACAUGUGUGACCAUCGCUUUCUGUUUUUGACAGUCAUACGUACUCUUCUUUAUUAAAACCAAUUUCCGUAUGGAUUUCUUCACCCCACGAAAUAAAUGUGGAUAGGGCAAUCAGGUUGCCUUUGGCCAUUAUUACGCUUAGAUUGAAAAUUAUACGACUGCACAAUGGAAUAAAAACCGAAGUUCUGAUAAAAUAGGAAAUACCGAUAAAUAUUAGUUUGAAACGUGUUCAUUUAGCGUGAAUGCCAAAUGCCGGAUGUAAACAUUCUUUACUUUAGACUCGAUUAUCACAUGUUUGUUACUGGUGUUCGUGGGAAAACCAGUCAUGACGUUCAGGUCUAAAGUGUAUUUUUAGUAACACAAGUUGCGAGUAUCUUUAUUAGCCAAUCAAAUUUCAGGAGGAAAUGCCGCGUGCAGCUGGGUGAAUCUCAGUUUGACAGACGAAUUUAUGACGUUAUUGACAUUGUUGGGUUAGUUUCGGCAAUAAACUUGUCAAUAUUUUGAUUAUUUUUACUGGGUUUUCUUAAAAUUUUGCGCGAGCAACGAACCGCUCGCGUAAAUGUAGACUUACGCGAGCAGUUGCUCGCGUCUCGUGGCAAGCCCUGGAACACCACAGAACAUAAGGUGUUCUGUACAGUUAAUUGAAUUGGUGUUGAUUUGCAACUCAUGUACUAUACUAUAAAUGCACACAUAUCCUUUCAUGUCACAUAGGACUUGAGGUGCUGUCAGAAAAGUUACUAUUCUAAACAUUAAAUGUACGAAGUGAGUAUGGUGUGGGAAUUUUGAAAACCUAAAUGUCAGCUCCAGACAGUCUGUGUUCAGCUCAGGCUAACGGAUCAAAUUGCUAAAAUACAUAUAGGAUAGUCAAAUCAUGGAGAAAAACUAAAUAUUCCAUUGACAUUUUUAUAUAUUGGACCCUCGGAUUUACUGAUACAUAUAUAAUUUAUCGGUUUGUAGGCAUACACAUAUCAACAACUCUCAAUUACCAACACAAUACAUGUAACUACCAGAAAUUGAAAAUUCGAUCAAAAGUUCAUUGCACAUAUCUAUAAUUAUGGUGGCCAGAUUAUCGUAUUUUAUCAAGGUGGAUAAUCCAGUUAAUUGAGCCAAAAUGUUCAAACUUGGUGUAGGUGUUCAUUAGGUAAAUGCUUUGAUGGAGUUCGAAGAUGAGCAUUUUCUGCUUAGGCUAAGCAGAGAAAAACCAUUUGAUUGGUUGAUGCUUUGGGAUAUGAUAACUUUAGUUCUAAUUGGUGUAUUGUGUCAUCACAUCAUUACCUUGACUAAAUUCGAUAAUGCGUAUUUUUGGGCUCAGGGUAAGCAGAGUGAUAAGCAAUUUGACUGGUCAAGACUUUGGAACAUAACAACUCUGCUUUUAAUUGAGGUAGAAUGUUUAAUCUUGAUGUUGAUGUUCAUUAGGUGAAUGUCGACUGAGUUCAAUGAUUAACAUUUCUCGCUAAAGCUAAGCAGAUUUAAGCAAUUUCAUUGGUCGAUAACUUUGAUUCUAACUGAUGGAGAUUGGUGAAGCUGAGUGUAUAGUUUCACUACCAGGGACUUCAAAACCUUGACAGAGUUUGAUUGUGAAAAUUUUGUGCUUAGAUUAAGUAUAGCUAAUCAGUUUGAUUGCUCGAUACUUUUGAAAAAGAUUAAUUUUCAAUUUAUUAAUAUAAUAUGUCAUCUAUUUAUUUUUGGAUUUCGACGGGGGACAUCAGCCUCACUGUUGGCUUGUCAGCUUUGAAACCUAUUGUUAAUUUGGUAAUGGGAGAUAAAUAUAAUAUAGUUAAGCACUUUAUAUUAGUGUACUGUUUUGUUACCCAGUUCAUGAUCAGGACUUCAACUCUCAAAAAGUUUGAGUUUCCAGUUUUGGACAUUGCUCUCAGAUUAAUGAAUUAUAUGAUCUCUUUAUAUUUAAAUUUUAAUUCUGGCAUAAAUAUUAAUAACACUAUAUUAUGAAUCAUGAUAUUUAUAAUAUGCACAGUUAACUAGAAUUACAUCUAUUUGUAUUUUAUGUUGUACCCGUGUAAAAUCGUAAGUCUGUUUCUUGUAUGUUGGUGCCAGUCUGAAUACUAAGCAUAGUACUUAUAAAGAGUAUACACUGCCUAAGUUACCUGAUGUGAAUAAUGUAUUUAAAGAGCUUAAAUGUGUCUUGUUAAAACCCUAGGUCCUAGGUUGAAAAAAUACUUAAUUUGGUGACAGUUUCAUUAAUCUAUUGGGUUUUCAGAACUUGCAUGCAAGUAACAAAUAAAUCAAUAUGAUUAAAGUAUAGAUCUAUAU